UGUACCUUUUUUAAUUUGCAGGUUUUGGAGCAUCGUGUCGGGGUGCUUCUCAUUUUCCACCUAUUUUUAUUUCCCUAAUUUUCGUUUCUUGUUUUUAUUAUUUUAAUUAUUUUUAAUUUUUAAUUAACUGUCUAUAAGAUAUCCCAGUGGGUUCUUCUCAUUUUUUAUAUAUAACAAAUUGAAACGUACUUCUGUUUAUAUAUCUAUAUAAACCUCCACUGUUGCUUUGCAACAACAACAACAAUUUCACAUUGCAACUAGAAUUUUCACUGUAGCAUUUCACCGAUCUUCAGCUACUAACUGUAAUGGCUUUUAUUUCUGAGGUCAAAAUGAGUUACUCUUCUUCUCAUUACAUGGAUGAUGAAUAUGAGAAACUAUUCAGGAGAAUGAAUCCUCCUAGGGUUGUAAUUGAUAAUGAAGCCUGCAAGAAUGCCACUGUUAUAAGGGUUGAUAGUGCAAAUAAACAUGGAAUACUCCUUGAAGUUGUGCAAAUCCUCACUGAUUUAAGUCUCAUCAUAACUAAGGCUUACAUAUCUUCUGAUGGUGGAUGGUUCAUGGAUGUUUUUAAUGUGACUGGCCAAGAUGGAAACAAAGUCACAGAUGAAGUUAUUUUGGAUUACAUUAGAAAGUCUCUUGGUCCUGAAUCCUGCUUUCCGACUACAAUGAGAUCUGUCGGUGUUAAACAAACAAUGGACCACACAGCAAUUGAGUUAAUGGGAAGUGAUAGGCCAGGAUUGCUCUCAGAAGUGAGUGCUGUUCUCACAAACCUCAAAUGCAACAUUGUGAAUGCCGAGGUUUGGACUCACAACACUCGUGCGGCUGCUGUAAUGCAUGUGACCGAUGAGGGAACCGGUUCUGCUAUCACCGAUUCUCAGAGGCUUUCGCUAGUCAAGGAGCUUCUAUGCAAUGUGCUUGGUGGUGGAAAUAGGAAAAGAGGUGCCAAAACUGUUGUCACUGAUGAUUCGACGCAUACUGAUAGAAGGCUUCAUCAGAUGAUGUUUGAUGAUAGGGAUUAUGAACGUGUCGAUGAUGAUGACUUUGACGAGAAACAAAGACCAAAUGUUGAUGUUGUUAAUUGGUCUGAUAAGGAUUAUUCUGUUGUUACUAUUGAAUGCAAGGAUCGGCCUAAGCUUUUGUUCGACACGGUUUGUACUUUGACAGAUAUGCAAUAUGUGGUGUUUCAUGCUAAUAUUGAUGCUGAGGGGCCACAAGCAUAUCAGGAAUAUUAUAUCAAGCAUAUCGAUGGGUCCCCUGUAAAAUCAGAUGCAGAAAGACAAAGAGUGAUACACUGUCUUGAAGCUGCAAUUGAGAGAAGAGUUUCUGAGGGUUUGAAGCUAGAAAUCUGCACCACCGACAGAGUAGGACUAUUAUCAAAUGUGACACGUAUCUUUAGAGAGAAUAGCCUCACAGUUACAAGAGCAGAAGUAACAACAAAGGGAGGAAAAGCUGUUAACACAUUCUAUGUUAGUGGAGCUUCUGGUUGUAUUGUUGAUUCUAAGACAAUUGAAUCCAUUAGACAAACAAUUGGUAACACAAUUCUAAAAGUAAAGGGCAGUCCUGAAUCUGUUCCUCAAGAUUCUCCUACAAGAUCCUCUAUCUUUAGUGGUCUUUUCAAGUCAAGAUCUUUUGUUAACUUUGGUUUGGUUAAAUCUUACUCUUGAAUCUUUGAGGAUAAUGUCUUGUAUUGUACAGUUAAAGAUUUGGAGUAGGAACACUAGCAUAUUUCAAGAGUUUGAUAUUAGGAAGUGUUUGGUUGUAAAUUCUUAAGUAACCCCUUCAUGCUUUAGCUUUUUUAGUUUUUUUUUUUUUUUUGCUGAUUGCUAUGGAUCCAAUCGUUAGUUGGAGUAAUGAAAGCAAGUUGAGAACCUUGAUUGUGUAAACCUUGAAAGUUUCAAGUGUCAUCAUUUGUAUAUAUACUCAUUUGAAUUUUAGGAAGCUUGUAUAUAUUUCUUUUCUUGUC
Messenger RNA from Vicia villosa (hairy vetch), 1960 nucleotides. RefSeq names its product ACT domain-containing protein ACR4. The transcript has 8 exons. The record is from RefSeq and is a predicted model, not a curated record. Bases 306 to 1661 code for a protein of 451 amino acids. Lineage: Eukaryota; Viridiplantae; Streptophyta; Magnoliopsida; Fabales; Fabaceae.